Molecule: messenger RNA, 1443 nt
Organism: Epinephelus moara (kelp grouper)
Lineage: Eukaryota; Metazoa; Chordata; Actinopteri; Perciformes; Serranidae
Product: aquaporin-9-like
Exons: 6
Coding region: 69-980 (303 amino acids)
Biological process (GO): glycerol transmembrane transport; water transport
Cellular component (GO): basolateral plasma membrane; plasma membrane
Molecular function (GO): glycerol channel activity; water channel activity; urea transmembrane transporter activity
Source: RefSeq, a predicted model, not a curated record
UUUGACGACUCCAGAGGUUCACACUGCUGGACAUCUGGUAGAUUUUACUGCAGUUGGCACGGAGAUACAUGGAAAUACAACACAAGAGAAGCAUGAGGAAACACUGUGCUCUCAAACAUGGAAUACUCAAGGAAUUCCUGGCAGAAUUCCUGGGGACUUUUGUCUUGGUUCUGUUUGGCUGCGGCUCAGUUGCACAGACCGUCCUCAGUCGAAACACGCUGGGCGAGCCUCUCACCGUCCACAUCGGCUUCUCCGUGGGACUCAUGAUGGCAGCGUACGUGGCCGGUGGAGUGUCAGGGGGCCAUGUGAACCCUGCUGUGUCUCUGGCCAUGGUGAUUCUGGGCAAACUGAAGAUCUGGAAGUUUCCCUUCUACGUCAUCGCUCAGUUUCUUGGUGCUUUUGCUGGAGCUGCUGCAGUCUUUGGGUUAUACUAUGAUGCCUUCAUGGACUUCACCAGUGGGAUUCUGUCAGUGACGGGAAUCAAUGCAACAGGUCACAUUUUUGCUUCCUACCCAGCGAGACACCUGUCAAUCCUCGGCGGCUUCAUCGAUCAGGUGGUGGGGACAGGUAUGCUGGUGCUGUGUAUCCUGGCUAUCAUUGAUGGUGGAAACAUUGGAGCUCCCAAAGGCGUGGAGCCGCUGGCUAUAGGUCUGAUCAUCAUGGCCAUCGGCGUUUCCAUGGGACUGAACUGUGGAUACCCCCUGAACCCUGCCAGAGACCUGGGACCCCGACUGUUCACAGCUGUAGCCGGAUGGGGGAUGGAGGUCUUCAGCACUGCAGAAUACUGGUGGUGGAUCCCUGUGGCGGGGCCCAUGGUGGGCGGUGUGGUCGCAGCUGUCAUCUACUACCUGUUCAUCGAGUUGCACCACCACCGCGAGGAGCCCGAGAAACCCCCUGAGGAGGAGGAAGAGGAGGAGGAAGACGAGGAUGACGAGGACAGCAGUCUGAAGGACAAAUAUGAGAUGAUCACCAUGAGUUAAAAAAAGACAUUACCCUCCAGGACCAACCGGGUCAGAUUGUUUUACUGUCAGUCAGGUGACAAGCACACGGUCAGUGUUAACACCAAUAACGGACUGUCUCCUUUGUAAUUUAACUUUUUAUGUUGUAUGUUUCAAGAACACAUGAAAAUCUCAGUCCUGUGUGCUUCACUUUGUUAUAACUUUUCAUAUACAUGUUGUAAAUAGUGUAUCAUAGAUAUUAGAUCCUUUAUUUGGUUAUAAUUACCAGAAACAAGUGGUACUAAUAGUGUUGCUCCUUUUAGGUUUGCUCCCCUCUUCAGUGGUUGUGAUGAUAUUCUCUGUAUAUUCACUUAAAUUUUUUUGCUCUAACUUAUAUAUUUCUUCUUUUGCAAACCACAAGAAUUCCUCCCUCCUGUUCUUUAUUAACAUUUGUAUUUCACUCUGUACUGUUUUGUCUACAUUAAAGUUUCUACAAAUAUCAAAC